Molecule: messenger RNA, 1647 nt
Organism: Lactuca saligna
Lineage: Eukaryota; Viridiplantae; Streptophyta; Magnoliopsida; Asterales; Asteraceae
Source: the annotation of a GenBank genome assembly
AUGAGUGGCAUCAACCUUACUGGAGUUUCAGAUCACUGGCUUCAUGCGAUUAACACUAUACCUUCUUUGCAAGAACUGCACUUUGUUUCAUGUGGCUUAACUCAAUUUCCUAGCGAGCCGACUAGAGAUCUUACUCGUUGUUUUAUCCGUGGUGUAAAUCUCGGAAGUCAAGGUGGUUUUGAGAACAUGCCUUCUUUAACGACUCUUCUUGUUUCAACCAACACUUUUGUAAAUACUUCUUCCUUAUUGAACGGGGUGUCUAGCUUAAGGAACCUCCAUUUUCUUGAUGUCACUGGCUGCCAUAUUUCUGAUCCAAUUCUUGGCACACUUCAGAACAUGUCUCAUAUUGUUCAUCUUGACCUAUCAUACAACUAUAUAGUUGAGGAGAUACCUAAAUCUUUUAGUAGUCUUUGUAACAUGACUACCCUUGAUCUUCAGUCUAACCAUUUUUCCGGAGACGUGUCUGAGCUUCUUGAAAGAUUUUGUGAAUGUGAGUCGCCUAAACUGGAAUUGAUAGCCUUAAGUCACAAUUAUCUCACUGGUCGACUCCCAAAAAAACUAGCAAGAUUGAAGAAUCUGGCCAGCAUUGAUAUUGGAUACAAUAUGUUAACAGGGAUUCUUCCACGUUCGCUAGGUAAUCUAUCGAUGUUGAAAAUUUUGGAUCUUCGGUACAACAGAUUGAAUGGAAGUCUUCCUGAAAGUAUUGGAAAACUGGGGAAACUAAGUAAUCUAAUACUUGAUCACAAUUCAUUAACAGGUAUUGUGACGGAAAACCAUUUCGCCAAUCUAACAACCUUGAAGUCUUUGUUGGUUGGAGGCAAUAAGUUAGCGUUUAACCUAGUCAAUAACUGGAUUCCACCUUUCCAACUCUAUGAGUUGCUAAUAGGUUCUUGCAAUUUAGGCCCACUUUUUCCUUCAUGGAUUCAAUCGCAAACAAACUUGAUAGGGUUGGAUUUAGCAAACACAAACAUAUCAGACACCAUUCCGAAUUGGAUCUGGAGUAUUUUCCCUUCUAUAUACUUCAACAUAUCCCAUAAUAACAUUACAGGAUUAUUGGGAGAUGUUACUACUUUUCUUGGCCCAGGACCAGUAUUAGAUCUAAGUUCUAACAAUUUCCAUGGUGAGCUACCUCGUAAUUUCAGUAAACUUGAUUUGUAUUACUUAGAUCUUUCAUCCAAUAAUCUUUCUGGGUCUCUAGAUCAGUUCUUGCGUUCUGGAAUUCAAGAAUCGCAACAGAUAAGUGUUCUUAAUCUUGCUAACAACAACAUAUCAGGAGGUCUCCCUGAUUGUUGGAUGAAUUGGGAAUCUUUAGUAAUCUUGAGCCUAGAGAACAACAAAUUAUCGGGUAGAAUCCCGUCAUCUUUGGGAAAGGUAUCUUCUUUAGAGUCAAUUUACAUAAGAAAUAACAAGUUGUCGGGUGAAAUACCGCUGUCCCUUCUGAAUUGCAAAAGCUUGUUGGUUAUUAAGCUAGCUGGAAAUGAACUCACGGGGAGAAUACCAGCAUCAAUAGGAAGAAAUGAUUCAAGUUUGAAAAUUCUGAGUCUUCACUCCAACAAGUUAGAGGGUAAAAUCCCGGAUGAAUUAUGUGGUCUCAAUUCAAUACAAAUCUUGAUCUUGCUGACAACAAUCUUUCUGGGUCCCUACUGA